GAUAACGUGAAAGCCCACUAUAAAGCGGUUGCCAACUCAUCCGGUAUAAUAAUUUUGUAACCUCAAAUGGUGACGUCACGUUGCCGGCUUGUGUUUACGGUGCUUUUGGUUUUUAUGCUCACGGUGGCACGAACAAAUUACGAUACGAUUACGUGUUCGUGGUACACAACGUAAGAACUGUUCUGAUAGCGAUUCGAUUCGGAGCUAAGCCGAUUUAUCGAAACUGUUCGAUUACUGUGCGAAAAUGUAUUGAUGCCUACGAUGGACAAACGCCGGUAGCUAAUAAUCUUUGUGUAAAUUCAGUUGGUUAAGAGCAAGUUGAUAGUAGAGGUUCAUGUAAGUUUGCCUUGUCGAUCCCGCGGACCCUGAUGUCAAUAUGAAAACGUUGCUGACCAACCCGGCCGGAUGGAAAAGUCUCAUCACAUUUGCCAUCCUCUUUUUGGCAUGGGUGUCCGGCUUCUCCGCCCGGUUAUUUGCCGUCAUACGGUUCGAGAGCAUUAUACACGAAUUCGACCCGUGGUUCAAUUACCGUGCCACAGCUUAUAUGGUACAACAUGGCUUCUACAAUUUCCUGAACUGGUUCGACGAAAGAGCAUGGUAUCCACUGGGAAGGAUAGUCGGAGGCACAGUUUAUCCAGGACUGAUGGUCACUUCUGGUGCCAUACAUUAUGUCUUACAUGCACUCAACAUUCCAGUUCACAUUAGAGAUAUUUGUGUAUUCUUAGCACCCAUAUUCAGUGGUAUGACAGCAAUAUCAACUUAUUUUUUAACUAAAGAACUAUGGUCUCCAGGAGCUGGGUUGUUUGCAUGCUGUUUUAUUGCAAUUGUACCUGGAUAUAUAAGUCGAUCAGUAGCUGGAAGUUAUGACAAUGAAGGAAUUGCCAUAUUUGCCCUCCAAUUCACGUAUUACCUUUGGGUGAAGUCAAUCAAAACUGGUUCAGUUUUUUGGUCUGUUCUCACAGCUCUUUCAUAUUUCUAUAUGGUUUCAGCAUGGGGUGGAUAUGUGUUCAUUAUAAACUUAAUUCCUCUCCAUGUGUUUUUGUUAUUGAUUAUGGGCCGUUACUCAUAUCGUCUAUUCACGAGUUAUACUGUUUUUUAUAUACUUGGUUUGGUUUUGAGCAUGCAAAUACCGUUUGUGGGUUUUCAACCUAUUAGAACUAGUGAACAUAUGGCAGCAUCAGGAGUAUUUGCAUUGGUCAUGGCGGCUGGUGCAUUUAAUUAUAUUCAAACUCGUAUUACCAAAGCAGAGUUUAAAUUUAUUUUUAUAUUUGCAACAUUAGUUGCAUCUGGUAUUGUGCUUAUGGCUGUUAUUGGUCUUACUUGGGCUGGAGUCAUUGCACCAUGGAGUGGAAGAUUCUAUUCUUUAUGGGAUACUACAUAUGCCAAGAUUCAUAUACCUAUCAUUGCAUCCGUAUCUGAACAUCAACCAACUACAUGGUUUAGCUUUUUCUUUGAUCUCCAUAUACUUGUUUGUAUAUUCCCUGCAGGAUUGUGGUAUUGUAUUCAAGAGUAUAAUGAUGAGCGACUCUUUGUGGUUUUAUAUGCUUUAAGUGCUGUAUACUUUGCUGGUGUUAUGGUUAGGUUAAUGUUAACAUUAACCCCUGCUGUGUGUAUUCUUAGUGGUAUUGCAUUUUCAAAAAUCUUUGAAAAUUACCUAAAAGAAGAUGGUCCAGUAGUCAGUAAUGUUACAAAAUCAGUCGAAGAAAAACAACCUGUUAAAGAAAAGACUCCUUCUAAAUCAUCCCAAUCAUCAAGUUCUGGAAAAAGUAAAAAGAAACCACCAAUCAUUGUUUCGUCAUCGGUUAGUGAUAACAGUAAUGGAGAAGGUGUUGGAUCGAAUAUUAGGAGUAUUGUGACAAUUUCUAUGUUACUUGUUCUUAUGAUGUUUGUUGUCCACUGUACUUGGGUCACAAGUAAUGCAUAUUCUAGUCCUAGUAUUGUAUUAGCAUCAUUUAGUAAUGAUGGAUCUCGUCAAAUAUUGGAUGAUUUUCGUGAAGCUUAUUAUUGGCUUUCACAAAACACAGACAAUGAUGCUCGAGUCAUGUCUUGGUGGGAUUAUGGCUAUCAAAUAGCUGGGAUGGCCAAUCGAACUACUUUAGUAGAUAAUAAUACUUGGAACAAUAGUCAUAUAGCUUUAGUUGGCAAGGCAAUGUCAUCUACUGAACCAAAAGCUUAUGAAAUAAUGACGUCCCUUGAUGUUGAUUAUGUUCUUGUUAUAUUUGGUGGUGUUAUUGGUUAUUCUGGUGAUGAUAUAAAUAAAUUUUUAUGGAUGGUUCGAAUUGCUGAAGGUGAACAUCCAAAAGACAUAAGGGAGUCUGAUUACUUUACUGAACGUGGUGAAUUUAGAAUUGACAGUCAAGGGUCACCAACGAUGCUCAAUUGUUUAAUGUAUAAACUUAGCUAUUAUAGAUUUGGAGACUUAAAAUUGGAUUUUAGAACACCUGCUGGUUUUGACCGUACACGUAAUGCAGUUAUUGGUAAUCAAAAUUUUGACCUCACUUAUUUGGAAGAAGCAUACACUACUGAACAUUGGUUGGUUAGGAUAUACAGGGUAAAAAAACCAGAUGAGUUUAAUAGGCCACGCAUCCCGGUAUUGGAUAGAAAAAUCCGGAAUCCUGGAGCAUCUGCUGUAUCAAAAAAGUCUGCCCGCAAGAAAAAAGGUAUUAUUCAGGGCAAACCAGUAGUGGUGAAAGGUAAAAAACCUAAAGCAACCAACACUUAUACAAAUGGAAUUAAAUAAUUUGUCCAUUAAAAAUGGGCGCCAUAUGUUGUUGUUUAUAUUAUUUAUUUUUUUUUUUGUGUUUUUUUAUCACAAAAUUAUUAUGUGAUCUGCAAUAGAAUUAAAUGAAAGCAUCUUAUAUUUUUUAGUUUUUUUUUUUAAUUAGGAUGCACUCAUGUAUUAUCAA
Molecule: messenger RNA, 2906 nt
Organism: Sipha flava (yellow sugarcane aphid)
Lineage: Eukaryota; Metazoa; Arthropoda; Insecta; Hemiptera; Aphididae
Gene: Stt3B
Product: dolichyl-diphosphooligosaccharide--protein glycosyltransferase subunit STT3B
Exons: 12
Coding region: 377-2740 (787 amino acids)
Biological process (GO): post-translational protein modification
Cellular component (GO): membrane
Molecular function (GO): dolichyl-diphosphooligosaccharide-protein glycotransferase activity
Source: RefSeq, a predicted model, not a curated record